AAUCAUCAAAACUGAAACUGCCAUAGGACACCGAAUAUCUUGGAAUAUUCUUGUGGUGGAAGAGCGAAUUUAAUGAAUUGAUUUUCUGUCUGAGUGACUCUCAUACCAAGUCUAGCGUAAAGAGAAUAGAGAAAGAUAUUUUAUCGGAAUCAUUUGUGCUCUGAGAACUUGAAACUCCGCGAAAGACAGUCUUUGYUAGGGUUUCUGUAAGGACUCGUCACCUAACCACGAAUUGAACUCUUCUUCAAUCUAUUGAGAUUGGAAAAUAUUGGCGAGAAAACACAAACCAAACGAAGAAGACGCUGAAUAAACACCGAAAGUGACUGUAUUUACGUGUGAAUCUUCGGGAUCUUUAUUCACGUUACCGAAGGAUGUGACUCGCUUCAUUUUCUCCUAGAAAAACGAAUUUAUUUUUUGCCGUGAUAUAUAUUAAAAUGUCGGCGGUGUUUCAUCACGCCGUAGUUGAAGGAGAUGUGACUAAAGUACGUUUCCUUCUCAAGUACAGCCCGGGAUUACGAAUAAACAGUACGAAUAAUUAUGGCCUUACAGCUCUGCAACAUGCAGCACAAAAUGGAAAUGUUGACAUGGUGAACUUUCUACUCGAACGAGGAGCUGAUUUGAGUUGUGUUGAUCAGUUUGGCCGUACAGCGCUUCAUUUGGCUUCACAAGAAGGUCACCUUGGUGUUGUUAGUUUAUUAGUCACUUCAGCUUGUGCGAAUGUGAACGCGAAAACAGAACGAGGUGAGAAAGCAAUCGACUUGGCCAAGUCAGACCAAGUUCGCGCGCUUCUUUCUCAGGCUAUGUUGACGGAGAGUUUCAAGAGGAAGUGCUCUCUUGAAUCGGAUGAUUUGGAAUCGAGUUAUAGUCCUGAUGGAUUCAGGAAUACCCCAGGAUGUCGGCACUCUUUAUCGAGUGCUUCAACAGACUCUGGAGUCUACGAUGAGUCAUGCUCUUCUCAGGACAGUAAUAGCGAUCCUAAAUACAGCUAUCGCUAUAGUCGCGGUGGCAGUUUGCGGGGAUAUCAAUCAUCGGCUUAUUCUACGAUCAGUGAAGAUAGCGGUGUUAGUGGUUUGUCGUCCAAUUUACGCAGUCGACAUAUAUCAAGGUUAGAAGGAGGGACGAACCGCGCAAGAAGGGUAGAUGGAUCUCCCGUCACAUCCAUUCUAAAGAGUCAGUCGUUCUCUGGUAAUCGCAAUGGGGAUCUGAAUACGGAGGACCGAAGUCCAAGACAYGUACAGGAUAGGAUUGACAGUACAAGAGAAGAUAUGUACCGCUACAGAAGGCAAGAGAAACCAUCGUAUCUUAGAGAUGCUAGCCGAAGAAGAACCGUCACCUUUGGAGAGACGGAAAAAGUAUCGGUAGAACRAGAUCGCCCAAGUACGUCCGUCACGUACCAGGGUUCUUAUACUGCUCGAAACUUGCCACAAGUACCACCACGUAUGUCGACUCACAGAUCUUCGUGUACGAGCGAACAACCGCCUCCGGUUCCACCUCGAAUACCCUUGAGAAAUUCAGCUCGUUCAUCAARCUUGAAGGCCCGGAGUACCUACGAUAGCGAGGUGGUCUUUAGACCCCGGCCUUGCCCUCGAGUUCCGAGAGGUGAGAUGGGGAUAGUACAUGGGAACACUAAAAACCGCAUGAGUAUGUUCGCUGAUAUUUCGACAAAAGGAAUGCACUAAAAUUGUACAAAUCACAUUGUAUAGGGAAAUCAGCUGUUUGUACAUUAAUUAUUAAUGUACAAUUUUACCACAAAAGUAUUUAUAGAGAUUUAGUCAAGACUUUUUCGAGUAACAAACAUUACAACUUGUCAAAAUACUAUAUAUUUGUAUAUACAAAACAUACUGAUUUAUAUAUUGGUCUUUCAAUGCAAAAUCUUAUAUUUAUAUUCAUAUAAUCGAAGCGAUUUAUUGGUUGGUAGGCCACAAGUUUUGUAUUGAAAGGCAGUCCUCAGCGGAAAUAGCACUUUCCCAAUGCUAAAAUAUGGUUGUGAUUUUUACAGAAUUUUUGCCCUUAAUUUGUAAUCUAAACUCAAAAACUUAUAUAUAUUUUACCCGAAAUAGGAAUGAUGUAAUAUGAAAAUCAAUAAAUAUUUAGAAUAAUGUAUUCAAA
Messenger RNA from Actinia tenebrosa (Australian red waratah sea anemone), 2109 nucleotides. RefSeq lists its product as uncharacterized. Gene Ontology annotation, biological process: protein K6-linked ubiquitination. NCBI's taxonomy places the organism in Eukaryota, Metazoa, Cnidaria, Anthozoa, Actiniaria, Actiniidae. The record is from RefSeq and is a predicted model, not a curated record. Gene Ontology annotation, molecular function: protein binding; ubiquitin-protein transferase activity. Gene Ontology annotation, cellular component: BRCA1-A complex; BRCA1-BARD1 complex.